GUGAUUACCGGCGGUGAGUUUUCCGAUCCAGAACAAGUUCUGACUCAUAUGAGACCUGCAGUUUUCUUGUAGCUCUGGAGAAUGGAGCGCAGGAGCAGAAUUCGUGUAGCGGUGAUAGGAGGGGGGCCGGCGGGGCUCUGCGCUGCGAGACACAUUCUGUCUAGGCCCGAGGCCUUUGAUCCACCCGUGGUGUAUGAAAUGACCGAUCGUUUGGGUGGGACGUGGUUCUAUGAGGAACGAGUUGGCACAUAUGACGAUGGAUAUCCCAUCCACAGCAGUAUGUAUAGGGACCUCAGGACCAAUUUGCCUAAGGAGAUUAUGAUGUUCCCUGAUUUUCCCUUUGAUGACCGCCUGCCUUCUUUUUUGCACCAUACUUCGGUUCAGCAGUAUUUGGAACAAUACUGUGAGAAACAUGAUAUUGCUCGUCAUAUCAAGUUCAACACCGUGGUGGAAAAGGUGAAGCCCGUCUCCAUGGAGACAGAGACAGGGGGAGCUGUGACGUGGGAGAUAAUUUCGCGCAGCACACGUGGAGACCAGAACACGCAGACAUUCGACUCGGUGUUCGUCUGCAACGGGCAUUACUCCGACCCCCACCUGCCCUACAUUCCUGGAAUAGAGCAUUUUAAAGGGAAAGUCUUGCACAGCCACUCGUACCGCUAUCCAGAGCCCUUCACCAACAAGUCUGUUGUGGUCUUAGGGGCCAAAGCAUCCGGUGUGGAUAUUUCCAUUGAGUUAGCCCAAGUUAAUGCUCAGGUGAUUCUAAGUCAUAACACACCACCCAUGUCCUUACCUCCUCCUCUGGGUAUCCGGCAGGCUCGUGCUGUUGUUGGGGUUUCAGAGGACGGAUCUUUACAGUUCCAGGACGGAUCAGUGACUCAGGCUGAUAUUCUUCUGUUCUGUACAGGAUACAACUUUAACUUCCCUUUCCUUUGUCCAUCAGAGCUGGGACUGGACGUACAGGAUCUUUUUGUCACUCCACUCUACAAGUACUUGCUGCCCCCUGGCUUCCCUUCAGUCUUCUUUAUUGGCAUUUGCAAAACUAUUUGCCCUUUCAUACAUUUUGAUUGUCAGGUUAAGUUUGCUCUUGCUGUCCUGGAGGGCUCAGUAAAGCUGCCCACCCCAGAAGAGAUGAAGAAUGAAGUGCAGAGAGAGAUCCAACGAAAACAAGACACAGGUGUGCAGCUGAAGCACUUCCUCAAUUUGGACAAGGAUCAGUGGGAUUAUUACCUGGAUCUGGCCAGGAUGGGCCGAUUCACACCCCCUCAGCCAGUGUUUGAGAGUCUCUAUGAAGAGGUGCGCAGACAGAGGCAGAAAGACCCACAGAAAUACAGACAGAUCAACUAUAGGCUCAUUGAUGCCACACAGUGGGAGCUUCUGGAAGCUCCACCAGAACAGACAGAUUGAGUUUAGCUAGUCUAAGGACAAAUUAAUGAGAUUUACACUGUAUUGCUUUGUAGAAUUGUCUGAAGGAAGAACAUAAAAACUAUAUAUAUAUAUAUAUAGAGAGAGAGAGAGAGAGAGA
Carassius carassius (crucian carp) is the source of this 1522-nucleotide messenger RNA. RefSeq lists its product as uncharacterized. Gene Ontology annotation, molecular function: NADP binding; flavin adenine dinucleotide binding; N,N-dimethylaniline monooxygenase activity. NCBI's taxonomy places the organism in Eukaryota, Metazoa, Chordata, Actinopteri, Cypriniformes, Cyprinidae. The record is from RefSeq and is a predicted model, not a curated record. Bases 82 to 1404 code for a protein of 440 amino acids. The transcript has 8 exons.